Neocloeon triangulifer is the source of this 948-nucleotide messenger RNA. RefSeq lists its product as uncharacterized. NCBI's taxonomy places the organism in Eukaryota, Metazoa, Arthropoda, Insecta, Ephemeroptera, Baetidae. The coding region runs from base 89 to 889 and encodes 266 amino acids. The transcript has 11 exons. Gene Ontology annotation, molecular function: odorant binding. The record is from RefSeq and is a predicted model, not a curated record.
UCAAACCAAAGCUGGGCCACUUUCCCAUUAAUGACAGUUGAAAGCUUUCAUUUGUGAAACACAACCAUCCCUUUCCAAUUUAUUGAUAAUGUCCAUCAAAGUCCACAUAUACGCGAUCCCUUUACUGGCCUCGGUUUUGGUGGCGGUUCUGUUAUGGGGUCGAAACAAUGAUCUUGAUGUUUAUGAAAAUCCCCUCGGCUACCAGGAAGAAGGAGACGACAGAGUUCUUCACCGUACAAAGCGUGGAAAUUUCGCGGCACGACUCAACACCAUUUAUCAGAGAUUGAGCGAUAAUGAGGAUUGUUGCAAGGACCCUCUACCUGACAUUUUGCCACAAGAUGCAAUGGACGCUUGUCAAAAUGGCAACUAUGUGCCUCAAAAGCAAAAGCAAAAACAAAAAACCAAGCAAAAGGAUAACUGGCUGUCGCGUAUAAGGAAAAACUUUCUGCCCAGCACUGCAAAGAAAGCCACUACCAAUAAUAAGAAUCAGGCCGCCAGAAAAGGUCGCCAAGCAGCGAGCACAGAGCCGCAAAAAAUUCUUCUGUCAUCAGUCUGCUACACUGAUUGCGUCUUCUCUUAUCUUGGCCUGCUCAACGAAUCAGCGCUGAUAUUGCAAAAAAUUGAGGACACGUUUAAGGCCACUAAUACGGAUCCAAAAUGGGAGAAUACAAUUUUGGAUGCACUCUACGCUUGCGAAGAACCGUCUGCUUGCGCCUCUCCAGAAACUAUUCUGGUCAAUAAAAAAUACUGGUGCAUGAAACCGACAAUUUUGAUGAACUGCAUGCGCAUCCAGCUGUCCAAAGCUUGUGCAAGAAAAAACACUGCCAAAUGUAACACGGCCCUAGCACAACUGAAGAGAACAGACGUCUUUAAAGCUCAUCGCGAUUAGUAGAAGAAUUUCAAAUUUCAACAAGAAACAAUGUGAAAUAAAUUAAUAAAUGAUUAAAA